CAAAAAUCGAUAGAGACUCUAAAACCUUUGUAAGCCUUCAACUUUAUAGAAAAACAAAAAAGAAAGAAAGAUGCAAUGUUCAGAAGAAACUAUAGCUAGUUUGUUCUACAAUGUCUCUAGCUCUUUUCAAAUUUUAUUACUCUUCACCUAUUUCACUUCCAUUUUGCUUGCCAAAUUCUUCUAUUUCCUUGGUGGAAAUCCGUUUUUCUGGAGGAAUCAAGAUGCAUAUGAAUUUUCUUAUGACGAAGAAGUGGAGGAAGAACAUGAGUAUUAUCAUAAUGAUAAUUGUGAGAUUGUGGAAGAAAAUCAUUUCAUAGAUGAUGAAUUUCUUGGUGUUGAGAAAGAGAUAGAAGAAAGUUGUAGCAGUACUGAUGAUGAUUAUGAAGAGGAGUCUAUUUAUAGCUCAAUGAUGGAUUCAGAAUCUAUUUAUAGUGAUGAUGAUGAAGUGGAAGUUAAAGAAAUAAUAGAUGAUCAUUCUGAUUCUGAUUCUGAUCCUUCUAGUUAUUCUGAUUCUGAAAUCAACAAAGUUGGGCCCACUUCACCUCUUCCCCGGGACAUGAAUACAAAUGUAUUAACGAAUAUCAUCGACAAGGACAUAAAUCAUGGAAAUUGUUACAGGGAAAUGAUUGAAGACAAGAAAGUGACAGAAAUUAAUUUGUGUACUAGAGAGGAAAAUAUGAUUGUUAAUGCAACAUCAUCAAAGUUAGAGAACAAUAAGAAGAUUUUGCAAUUAGUGCAAGAAGAAAAGGAUGAGCAUGAAAUAUUUGGGGAUUCUUGUACUAAUGGCUCAACUUCAAAGAGUUCUACUGAAUGGAGAAGUUCAAUUAAAGAUUCAACAACUGAUGAUCCAUUUUCUUCUUCAUCAAGGAGAAGUUGCCCUAAAUGGGAGUCUUACACUAUCUUCCAAAAAUAUGAUGAAGAAAUGUUGUUUUUUGAUAGAAUUAGUGCACAAAAACUACAUGAAACAGAAACAUUAAGAUCAAUUCAAGCAUGUCCAAGAUCAAUAUCAGAUAGGAUUGUUCAUAAAUUGUUUAUAAAUAAGAAGUCAACUCAGCAUCAUAACCCGUAUCAUGAACUAGAAGCUGCUUACGUAGCACAGGUAUGCUUAGCAUGGGAAGCUCUGAGUUGGAAUUACAAGUACUUCCAACGACUACGAGCUUCCCAUAAUAACAAUAAUAAUAAUAAGGGAUCGAAGGACGAUCAAGGUUGUCCUGCUUAUGUAGCACAACAUUUCCAGCAGUUUCAAGUUCUUUUACAAAGAUACGUUGAGAAUGAGCCGUAUGAAAAUGGAAGGAGACCAGAAAUUUAUGCUAGAAUGAGAAGUUUAGCUCCAAAAUUGCUUCAAGUCCCAGAAUAUCGAGAUUCAGAGGAGGAUAAAGGGGCGGAGGAAGAUUAUUGCUCAAGAAUAUCUUCAGAAUCAUUUCAUGAAAUAAUGAAAGAAGCAAUCAGAACCUUUAUGAAUUUUCUAAAGGCAGACAAGGAGAAUCGUUACAAAAUAUUAAUGGCAGCUUUCCUUAGGAGAAAAAGAAGAGGUUCACCUCAUGCUACCAUCUUCUUGCUAAACAGACAAAACAAAAAGAAAAAAUCAAAGGUGAAAGAUUUACAAAGAUCAGGAAAGUGCUUGAGGAAUAAAAGAAGGUUAAAAGAUGAAGAAGAGAUGGAAAUAUUGAUGUCAUUAGUAGACUUGAAAUUAGUGUCAAGGGUAUUGAGAAUGAGGCAAGUAAAUGAAGAACAAUUGCAUUGGUGUGAAGACAAGAUGAGCAAAGUAAAAAUAAGUGAUGGCAAAUUACAAAGAGAUUCUUCACCACUUUUCUUUCCAGCACAAUAGUAGUACUCUAUGAGGACCCCAUUUAGCAUUAAGUAAAGUGUUUCAUUUUACUUUAAUGACUAGAUCAUGAAUCAUGUGUCAUGUAGAUGAAUAUCCUC
Messenger RNA from Solanum verrucosum, 1926 nucleotides. RefSeq lists its product as uncharacterized. The record is from RefSeq and is a predicted model, not a curated record. Bases 71 to 1828 code for a protein of 585 amino acids. Lineage: Eukaryota; Viridiplantae; Streptophyta; Magnoliopsida; Solanales; Solanaceae. The transcript has 6 exons.